Messenger RNA from Acanthaster planci (crown-of-thorns starfish), 5721 nucleotides. Its product is annotated as dipeptidyl peptidase 9-like. Gene Ontology annotation, molecular function: serine-type peptidase activity; dipeptidyl-peptidase activity. The record is from RefSeq and is a predicted model, not a curated record. Gene Ontology annotation, biological process: proteolysis. Lineage: Eukaryota; Metazoa; Echinodermata; Asteroidea; Valvatida; Acanthasteridae.
CCGGCAGCAAAAAGGAAGAAGUAGGUUGUGAUCAGGAUCUGUGGUGAUAUUAAAAAGACUUUACUUUUGAUAUUCAAGGCUUUGCUCAUCGUCCAGACAGUAAUAAGCCAUGGCGACCGGGCCAACGGCGACCUCCAUGCCCGACUCGGCCCUAUCGCAGCCUCAACACUCCUCCCGUUCGGAAAUCAAGCACAGCUGGUACGAUCUCCACUGCACAGUCAAGGCCACGCGGCGCCUUCAGACCACGCUUAGCAACCGCGUGCCAUCCGAGUUCACCUUCCAGACUGUGCAGACGGUUGAGGGGGUCCGGACCCGCCUCUACUUCCUGGGAGUUCCACCCGGCAAUCGGGAGAACACGUUGCUGUACUCGGACCUGCCGGACGACGCUGGGCUAGCAGCAGACACGGUCCCGGUGGAGCAACUACCGUGGAACCCAUUGUUGGUUCCCUUCCGGGGACUGAACCACAUGGGAUUUUCAAAGGAGGAACAGCUUCUCCGUGAGAGGAAAAGACUGGGAAUGUACGGUAUCACCACGUACGAAUUUGAUCCGGAGUCGGGAAAGUUCUUAUUCCCAGCAAACGGCAGUCUUUUCACGUGCCACGAUCCAAUGUUAACGAACCAGCCGGUGUUCCCCCGCGAGGUGGUCAGCCAAUGCCAGGGGGUGCGGAUGGACCCCAAGUUCUGUCCCUUCAACAGCGGCCUGGUGUCUUUCAUCAACAACAGUGACCUGUGGGUGACCAACACGAACACCGGUGAAGAGAAGAGGUUGACCUUUGCCCACAAAGGUUUGCAGAACAUCGCCAAGGAUCCCAAGUCAGCGGGCGUGGCCACUUACAUCGUCCAGGAAGAGUUUGACCGCUACACCGGCUACUGGUGGCAACCGCAGCCCACAGACUUGGUCCCGGGCACUGGGAAAACCACUUUCAGGAUUUUGUAUGAGGAAGUUGACGAGUCCGAGGUUGAGAUCCUCCACAUUGUCAACUCGUCCUAUGGCGAACACGGCGUGGAUGAUUACAGGUACCCUCGCUCAGGUACGACAAAUUCCAAAGUCAUCCUGAAAUUGGUGGAGUUCUCAGUGGACACAGAAGGCAAGAUUGUUGAUGUGACUGACAAGCAACUGAGUGAGCCACUGACUAAACAUUUUCCCUGGCUGGAAUACAUAGUGCGAGUAGGCUGGACACCAGACGGAAACAACAUGUGGGCCCAGCUCCUGAAUCGCAACCAGCAGAGUACGGCCGUCAUCCUCAUCCCUCUCCAGUCCUUCCUUCCUGUCUGCAGCGACGCCGAGAUGAGGGAAUCGAGCGACGGCUCCGAGUCGUUAAUCAGGGUGCUAUACGAGGAACACUCCGAUCUCUGGAUUAAUGUGCACGACGCCAUUCAUUUCUUCCCCCAAACAUUGCCAGGUGAAAUCAGCUUCCUGUGGGCCAGUGAAGCAACCGGUAUCCGGCAGUUGUACUUCAUCACCUCGGCUCUCCAACAGCCUGGUGCUAUACCAGGAAACCUGAAGCCGGCUAUCCUGCAGUACAAAAUGUUGACCUCCGGCAAGGGAGAGGUCAUCGGUCAACAGUUGUGGGUGGACGAGAUCAGUCAGCUGGUCUACUACAAAGCCCUGCAUGACACACCCUUGGAAGAACACAUGUACGUCGUUUCCUACCGUAACCCCAGUCCACCUGUCAGGCUAACGGAGCUUGGCUACAACGUGCAAACAGUGGUUCUCAGUCCGGACCAGAGAUACAUGGCAUGUGUCCUGAGCAGCCUCACUACACCGCCGUUCAGCAGCAUCUUUCGCCUGUCAAUGAUGGGCUCCCAGCCGCUGGGCAUGGAGGCCAAGCCCGUGUGCUCAUUGCUGCCGGCAUCAGCUGCCCCGGCCACCUGCAUCCCUCCAGAGCUGUUUUCCUACACCAGUGCAGCCACCGGCGAGGCGAUGUACGGCCUCCUCUACCGUCCCCACUCCACAGACCCCAGCCGGCCCCACCCGACGGUGCUCUUCGUCUACGGCGGCCCCCAGAUCCAACUGGUCACUAACUCCUACAAGGGGAUACGACUGCUGCGACUGCAGACACUGGCCUCGCUGGGCUACGCUGUUGUGGUGGUGGACAGCCGGGGGUCCUCCCGCAGGGGGCUCAAGUUUGAAGGGGUGCUCAAGAACCAGCUGGGAUCAAUUGAGAUAGAGGACCAGGUGGAAGGGUUGCACUACAUAGCGGCCAAGACGGGCAUCAUAGACCUGACCCGGGUGGCCAUCCAUGGUUGGUCGUACGGGGGCUACCUUUCACUCGUUGGCCUGGCCAAGAAACCGGACGUCUUCAAGCUUGCUAUAGCCGGUGCACCCGUCACCUGCUGGAGGGAGUACGACACUGGGUACACUGAGCGAUACAUGGACACGCCCCUCAACAACCCAGCAGGCUACGCGGCGGGAUCAGUGCUCAACAUGGCCAGGAACUUCCCUGAUGAAGAGAACCGACUGCUGAUAGUCCACGGGCUCAUCGACGAGAACGUCCACUUUGUCCACACCAGUCUCUUAGUGGAUGAGCUGAUCAAGCACUGCAAGCCAUAUCAACUACAAAUCUAUCCAAGGGAGCGUCACGGUAUCCGCCGGCCGGAGGCCAGCGAACAUUACGAGACCCAGCUCCUAAGCUGGCUGCAGGCUCACCUAUAGCAAGGGGGAGGGGGGCGGGGACACAACUUGAGGGGGAGGAUGGCUUGAAGGACAUGCUUUGCUUGAGGAACCCUAGGCCUGAAGGGAUCACAGCACAAGGACCCAACUAAUGCAGUUUGUCACCAUGCUGCUUUUUGUACACAGAAAUCAACAACUUUGGGCUCUGAAACCAAGUACAUUUCCUGACCAAAAACAAGGGGGAAAAAUGACGAGGUUCCCGGUUACUUUCUGAAAGAUACACGUUUUUUUAUCAGAAAGAGAUUUUUCUCCAAGAGGGAGACAUUUCUGUGUUUUUUUUUAGAUGUAAGAAAUUUUAAAAGUAUUUGUAGAGUAUUAUUUUUGCCAUCGGUUCGCAGUGAAGAUAAGCCAAACAACGCUAAUGAGACGUUUGUUCCUUCUGUGAAUGUGCAAAAAAUCAGUUCUCUCUGUUGGGCUUGUGGAAGGAAUCAUCAACCAGUUGGAUAGGAAGAGGUGGUCUUGUCUACACGUGUGAAGGCUUGUGACUUAGUGUUUGACUCAGGGUGGUGUCCUGACCUGCUAAUCUCAUAGAUUAGACCUUGGAUCUUUGUUCUGCUGUAACUGUUACCCGUACUUUUUUUUAACAGUUUUUCUUCUACGUUUUUUCCAACUGUUUUAUUUGUAGUAUUAAGGGCUUUUCUGAAUUCCCUUUUCUACUUGUAACAGGAAGCUAGACUAACUCACGGGUUUCAAGAGAGCUGUGGUAUCGUUAUCUUAAAAAAAAAUGGUACAUUAUAAAACUGUUUACCGAGACUUGUACAUAAUGUAAACUGUUGAAAUGUUUAUGAAAUGCCUAAAAAUGCUUCUGUCUUAAUGCUGUUUGGAUAUUAAUCACUGGCACUGUAUUCAGCCAACAUCAGUAUUGAAGAAGGGACGGAAGGAUGACGGUUGAGCAGUUGGAAGAAUAUUGAUCUGGAAGGGAUCGCCUGUGAUAUUGGAUAUUACGGAUACAGUGAUGACAAUUGACGCGAUUGUGGCAUCAUGUGUUUGUACAUUUCUGAUCGGUGCUAGCAAGUUAUUGGUUCUGUUCCCUGAAGCAUGAAGCUUUACCGAAGCUGUGUCGUUUGUUUUAGGCUGCUCGGGUAAAAAAGAGUCAUUAAUGAAAUAAAAUUUUAAAAAUUAAAUGUAUUUUACACAGGAAAGAAAAUUGUAUUUGCGCAUAAAUACAGCCAAAAGCACUCGUGAAAUUUCAGUUGUUCUCAUCCGCCGUGUGAGAAAAAAUCAUAUUGACUUACCUGUUUGUUUACAAAAGAAAAGAAGUGAAUUUAACUUUAGUGAAAGUGUAACUAAUUUUAGGUCAAGAGGAUUUUGAGCCAGAGGGUUCAUUGCUCUCUGGUACUCCAUAAGCAUCAUCAGUCAAGGAAAAGCCCAAAAAAAGUAUGUUUGAAACUAUAAAUGUCUUCAGCACAUUAUAAACAUAUCACUGAUUCUAUAGUAAGCCUCUGUGGAGACUUCUGUGGAUUUUAUGCAUUGUAGGUGUAAAAGCAAAAAAUGUCCUUAAACUAUCGUGAAAACCUUUCGGCAGAUCACAUUUCAUUUUACGACAAGUAGUUGAUGUCGCUUAAUUGUGUUGUGCAAUGAAUGUGAUUUUCUCCAUCAAUCAGGUGAAGCAUUGCACACAGCAGGCAUGCAAGAUUUUUUAGUAAUCAUUUUUUGAAAAGAAUGAAAAGGGUAAGUUAAACUGUUAAAUUUACCUGAUCGCGAGAGAGCAAAUCAUUUUAGAUCUUGGUUGGGAUGGACAGAAAACUUUUAACACAGUAUUUAUCCUUGUUUUGGUUUUGUUUGUGUUUUUUUACCUCAAGUUUUUACCCAAUUUCCAUUGCUUACAAUUUAUAAUAAUCUAACCGUGUGCUGCAGUAACAAUUCUGAUUUCUCUGUAUUUAUAGUUUGUUUUUUAAUCUGACUUUGAGUAUAAUUUGAAAGUUCUGUCCUAACCUUAAGGUCAAAACAGAUCUUGCUUGGCUAAAGAAAGGCUAGAAAAGAAAUAAGAGAAUGUGAUCUGUCAAGAUGCACACAUAUUUCAAGCUGGUUCCCAGUAGGCUCGCAUAAGCCACGAUAAUGGCUAUGGGAAAGUCUGCUUGAAUUGAAAGUUAACCAUUGAGACCUUGGUAAACUUCCAGUGGAUUUGUUUGACAAUUGCUAAAUACACAAAUGCAGCUUUUUAACACAGGAAGCUUGGCUCUGACUGUGGUCAAGUUGAGUAAAUAUUGGACCGCUGGACAGUGAUAGUUCCUUGUUGAAAUAAUAUUAGACGUGGACUGAGUUUGACAGAUAAGAGGUACUAAACUAUUAGGCAUGGCAAAAGUAUAGGCUGUGGUCUUUAUAGCAGUAGGUCCUACAGUCGUGUGUGGUCAUCCAGGGUCGAAGUGUGAUCAAAGUUGCUAGGGCAUUGUUACCAGUACUUGAUCUCAAGUAUAUUACUUCCUGUUGUGGUUUGUUUAACUCUUUGCUAUAAUAACCGUGACCAGAACAUCAGCUCAGAUGUGGCUAGCUUAUGAGAGGGUAUCACAGCAUAUCUCUUCAGUCUGUAAUUUUUUUUUAGUCUUAGUUUCCAUCAAGCAAAAGGGCUACCUGACGCGUAGUACUUCUUUGCCUUUCUAGGGGUAAAGUACCUCUGUCCUAGUGAGACAAUACAGGACUACAUGACAGCAAUAUUCAGACAUACAGGUUUUUAAAAGCUCCAUGCCUAAUACCAGCAUGUCACUUAAUAAAUUGAAACUUGAUUUAAACUUUAUUGAAACAUCGAGAGCCUGUGACUUCGAUUUGGGUGAAGUGUUAAUGUCUCAGUGAUAAACAGUACCAUAAAAGUACCAGAGGAUGCCCAUGUGACUUGUGAGCACUUUGGAUCGAGUGUAUUCUUCUGAAGUGAUUUGCUUUAUGUUUUAUUCAAAUACAAGUCUCCUUAUAACAAUGGUAGCACUAUUAAUCGAUAACAGAUCUGACCUCCACCCACCCAAGGAUGCUGUUGAGAUAACUUUGCAAUGUAAUAAUACCCAGAGUGUAAAUAAAGACACCAGACUGCUGAUUAUACAGUGAAGGACAGGACA